AUGAACGGAUGUCUGUCCUGUGGUUUAUUAAAGUACCUUUGGUGCUGGCUGGAGGACCUAUCCUGCCGCCUGCAGGACAGCAAUCUUCUCAAGCUGAUAAUGGCAUUCAGCGUGGCUCUACUGGUAUUGGUAAAUGUUCACACGGGAUUCACCAUGGCUAAUAGCUGUCCAAGGGAAUCGGAAGAAGAAUCUGAAGAUGUUGGUGAGGAUCAUCCGAGUGAAUCCUCUGGUGAUUUGAACUGUACCCUUCGCGGUUCGCCGGAAAGCUACAACUACGGUUGGGAUAGGGGUCCACAUACUUGGAAUGCCCCUGGCAAUAAUCAAAGCCCUAUUAAUAUAGAGCGAAACUGUGUGGAUCUGAACUACUUUGAUACACCUCUGAUAUGGUCACACUAUAAUGACGUUCCCUUGGGAAUUCGCCUGGAGAACAACGGUCACACUCUGAUCCUUCGAGCUGCUUUUCCCGGCCAAACGCCCUCUAUCGAUGGUGGCGACUUGCUGGGUCGCUUCGACUUCCGGGAGAUCUCCUUCCGCUGGAGCUGGACCAACUCAUCCGGUUCGGAGCACACUGUGGACCAUCACCACAGUCCGCUGGAGAUGCAGUGCCUCCACACAGAUGCUGAGGGCAAUGGCUGCUGUUCCAGCCAGGGCAUCCUGAUGAUCUCCUACAUGUUCGACUUCUCCGACGACAAUCCCUUUCUCGACGUUCUAGUUCAGCAUCUCGCUGCUGUUCAGGAGGCAGGUCAGGUGGUGGAAGUACCGCCUUUUCCGCUGAGUUACCUGAUGCCAGCCUUCUACGACAAGUUCUACAGCUACAAUGGAUCGCUAACCGAACCCCCGUGUCAUCGGGGGGCUGAGUGGUUGAUGCACCCCGUGUCCUUGGCCAUCAGCGAGCGCCAACUGAACGAGUUCCGCCAGCUGAAGGAUAAAAGUGGAGCAAGGAUCACUCGCAAUGCACGUCCUGUUCAGCCGCUCGAGGAUCGAACGGUCCACCUUAAUCGCUACCGAACCGGGUUUCAGGAAUAA
This is a messenger RNA of Drosophila suzukii, 1026 nucleotides long. RefSeq names its product Carbonic anhydrase 15 (gene CAH15). Gene Ontology annotation, molecular function: carbonate dehydratase activity; zinc ion binding. Gene Ontology annotation, biological process: one-carbon metabolic process. Lineage: Eukaryota; Metazoa; Arthropoda; Insecta; Diptera; Drosophilidae. The record is from RefSeq and is a predicted model, not a curated record.